GAGGCGGCGCCGCGACCGCCCCCCGCUUCCGGCCUGGCCGCGCCGCCGCAGCCCGCGCCGCCGGGCCGCAGCCCCGCGCGCUGCCAUGGCGCUGAGGCGGGGCCGGGGCCGGGGCCGGGGCCGGGGCCUGGCCGCGGCGGGCUCCCUGCUGGCGCUGCUAUGCGCCCUGCUCCGCGCCGCCGCCGCCGACACCGACAGCGACACCAGCACCGGCCGGGGUUGGUUGAAAACUUACGGCUAUUUGCUUCCAUCUGACAGCCAAAUGCCUGCCUUGCAGUCAGGCAAAGCUAUGCAGUCUGCAGUUGCCGCUAUGCAGCAGUUUUACGGGAUCCCAGUAACAGGAAUUUUGGAUCCAACAACUAUUGAGUGGAUGAAGAAGCCUCGAUGUGGAGUUCCAGAUCAUCCCCACUUAGGCCAUAGCCGGAGGAAUAAGCGAUAUGCUCUAACUGGACAAAAAUGGAGGCAGAAGCAUAUAACCUACAGUGUACACAACUAUACCCCCAAGGUUGGAGAGAUUGAUACAAGGAGAGCUAUUCGUCAGGCAUUUGAUGUUUGGCAGAGAGUGACACCACUUACCUUUGAAGAGGUCCCUUACCAUGAAAUUAAAAAUGACAGGAAGGAGGCAGAUAUUAUGAUAUUUUUUGCUUCUGGUUUCCAUGGAGACAGUUCUCCGUUUGAUGGAGAAGGUGGAUUCCUAGCUCACGCUUACUUUCCCGGACCAGGAAUAGGAGGAGAUACUCACUUCGAUUCAGAUGAGCCAUGGACCCUGGGAAAUUCUAAUCAUGAUGGGAACGAUCUCUUUCUGGUUGCAGUCCAUGAGCUGGGGCACGCAUUGGGUCUGGAACACUCCAAUGAUCCCAGUGCUAUCAUGGCUCCUUUCUACCAGUACAUGGAAACACACAACUUCAAACUGCCCCAGGAUGACCUCCAAGGAAUUCAGAAAAUCUAUGGUCCACCUGUUGAGCCACUGGAGCCAACUAGGCCUUUACCAACUCUUCCUGUUCGCAGAAUUCAUUCUACUUCAGAAAGAAAACACGAGAGGCAGCCAAGACCUCCUAGUCCUCCUCUGGGUGAUAGGCCAUCUCCUCCAGGCACAAAACCGAACAUCUGUGAUGGCAACUUCAACACUGUGGCUCUCUUUAGAGGAGAAAUGUUUGUUUUCAAGGAUCGCUGGUUCUGGCGUCUGCGCAACAACCGAGUGCAGGAGGGCUAUCCCAUGCAAAUUGAGCAGUUCUGGAAAGGCCUCCCCGCAAAGAUUGAUGCAGCCUAUGAGAGGUCUGAUGGAAAAUUUGUUUUCUUCAAAGGUGAUAAAUACUGGGUUUUUAAAGAAGUGACAGCAGAACCAGGAUACCCACACAGUCUUGUGGAGCUGGGUAGCUGUCUUCCCCGGGAAGGCAUUGACACAGCUUUGCGUUGGGAGCCUGUAGGUAAAACCUACUUCUUCAAAGGAGACAGGUACUGGAGAUACAAUGAAGACAAGCGAGCAACGGACCCAGGAUACCCAAAGCCCAUCACUGUGUGGAGAGGAAUCCCUCAGGCUCCACAGGGAGCUUUUAUCAGCAAAGAAGGCUUUUAUACGUACUUUUACAAAGGGAAGGAGUACUGGAAGUUUGAUAACCAGAGGCUGAGUGUGGAGCCAGGCUACCCCAGGUCAAUCCUCAAAGACUGGAUGGGCUGUAACCAGAAGGACGUUGAACGAAGCAAAGACAGACACCUCCCCCACGAUGAUGUGGAUAUUAUGGUGACAAUAAAUGAUGUGCCUAGCACUGUAAAUGCAAUUGCAGUUGUAAUCCCUUGCAUUUUGUCUCUGUGUAUCCUUGUCCUGGUGUACACGAUCUUCCAGUUUAAAAACAAAGAGGUGCAGCAAAACGUUGUAUAUUACAAAAGACCUGUCCAGGAAUGGGUAUGACACAGCCAGCUGCACAUUUCAACUCAUUGCUCCAAUGAGGACUACAGACAAAAAAUAAAAAAAUAUUCCGUUCAGAAGCCUACCAAACAGAACUACUUCAAUGACCUACAAAUUUUGGACAUCCUGGCACAGAAAGAAGCAGAAAAACUGGAAAAAAAUACAGGAAGCCUUGCAGUGUGGAGUCUUUUGCCUUCUUACUGCCUCAGUUGUGUGUCAGUCUAGGUGUGCCAUUCUCCACAGGCUCACUCUGCAAAUGUGAGAGACUUCGAGACAGGUUUUCUUCAAACUUUUUCAACUGACCUGGGAAACUUCCCUCAGUGCCCUGCACCAGUGCUCCCUGUUAAACCCAGCAUUCUCCAGUGUAGCUAAACCACCCCUCAAGACUCAUUUUUUUAAUAGCUGUCUCAUAAAUGAAUUAAGAUCAUGAAAUCUAUGAACAGGAACACUUCAGUAUGAUAAGGCAUUCUGAUGCUGAACCAUUCUAAAAGAUCUUCUUAGUUUAUUACAAAAAUCCAGGGAAUUACCUGGAUACGAUUUUCCAAUACCUGCUGGUCAGAGGUUUUGUACAUUCAUAAUUAAUCGACGUUGCCACUCAGCACAGUGCAAAAGGAACCAUUAAGCACUCCAAGAGGUAACCGAGUGUAGAGGAGAAGCUCAAGAAGAACCAAAUCAGACAACAUAACAUUACCUGGUAACAUCAAGUCCUAGAUUGGGACAAUCAGAAGACAAAGUAAUUGGGUCUAAAGAAACCAGUCAUGGGAAUGCAUGUUUUUGUUUUGGGAGCCAUUCAUGGAAGAGAUAUUUAAAUAUCAUGUGAUGCCGUUUUAAGCUCCCAUCAGCCAGAAACAAUGAACUGAUGGUUACAAAUAUAGUGAAAAAUAUGUAUAGGAGUACACUGCACUCUGCCCCUGUUAAGAUGCUGGGAAAAGAUGAAUUAUUGUUAUGUGGCAUGUGUAACUAGAUUGUGGAAUUUGUUUGUUGGGUUUAAGGAGAAUGGAAAUGUUUGUUUGGAGUGAGAUCGUAAUUUUAUUUUGCUGAAAUGGUCAAGAUACAGUAAGAAUUAGGCCUGUUCAUAAAACUAAAUCCAAUCUCUGUAGAUGUUACAAACAUUGUAUGACUUAGAAAUUUGGUUUUUGUUUUUGCUCACUUCUUCACAUGCAAAUACUUGGCAAAGGUCAAGGGAAGCAUGUCAUACAGUAGAAGAGUUCAUCACUAGCCACAUUUGACAGAAGCACAAGAAGCAGAUAAAGGCUAGAUAACUAUCUGAACUUUCAGUUAGUAACUGAGCACAAGUCUCUUCCUACAACAGUAGCUUCUGCUCCUCUCUCUUACAGUUGUGAAUUGUUUAGGCUGUUGUGUCCUAACCACAAACUUAGUCCAUUUUAUUGUUGAUGCUUGUAUUCCUACCAUAAAAAGAGUGGAAGGAGAAUCUCUUGUAAUGCAAUGUAAUGGUGAAGUCCAGCCCUGUAUGGAAGUGCCAUUCACAUAAAGUGCUUUGCACAGUGACAGUAGGGGAUAGGUGAUUAGCGUAGGCCCUCUACCAAUAACUGAAUGUUAUUCAGUGCAAUGGAAGCACAAAGCACUGACUGUCCUGUUAAUAUACAAAAAGUACAGCUUCAUGAAAAGUCAGCUAUGAGAAAAAUCAAAGGCUCUUUAUUUUCUUGACAAACAAUUAAUGCUAUAAAUAUUCGGUAUUACAAUGAUGAGAAAUGAAGAGAGAGAAAGAUUUUUAGUAUUCUGAAUUUCUAACUAUCACUCAAUAUAUCACUAUGAUGAAAGCUAAAUAGACAAAUAGAUACUUUUAGUGAGGCCCACUAGGACUGCAUAAUGUGUGGUCUCAAACUGCGUUUCGUCCUUUAUAUUUAAUUUUCAUAGCCAAGCAGUUUAUUGUGUUUAAACAUAAUUGAGAAGUAAGCAGAUGCAAAACUUUGAAUUUUGGUGAAAAAUGUGAUAGCGUCUCAUGAUGGGUGAAGGAGUGCAAAGGACCAAAUAAAAUCAGAGCUACUAAUUAGACCACCCCCACACACACACGCUACUCCGUGCGUUGCUAUGUGUACUAUAUAUGUGGUAGAAUGCACACUAUGAAUGCCACAGCCACAUGGUACGUUGAACUCAUCUGUAUGCUGCCAUCUCUUCGGGAGCUGUGACAGCCCAAGUCUUUGAGCAACUUCCAACAGCCAUCAUUAAAAAAAAACCAACAAAAACAAAAUUUACAAUCCGGAGAAA
Dromaius novaehollandiae (emu) is the source of this 4135-nucleotide messenger RNA. It is a transcript of the gene MMP24, whose product is annotated as matrix metallopeptidase 24. Gene Ontology annotation, cellular component: extracellular matrix. Gene Ontology annotation, biological process: extracellular matrix organization; collagen catabolic process; proteolysis. The transcript has 9 exons. Gene Ontology annotation, molecular function: zinc ion binding; metalloendopeptidase activity. Bases 86 to 1909 code for a protein of 607 amino acids. Lineage: Eukaryota; Metazoa; Chordata; Aves; Casuariiformes; Dromaiidae. The record is from RefSeq and is a predicted model, not a curated record.